AUGGCAUCAAAGGUUAAUUUAGCAGAUCUCAUUGAUGAUAUUGACCAACAAGACCAGGUUUCUGGAGUAUCAAAAUCAUCCUUAAAAAAGCGAUUAGAUUCCAUUCAUCGAGGCUCAGUACGAUUUAUUUAGAGAGGGCAACCUUUAAAUUCCAUAGCCCAAAACAAACUUGAGAGAAAAGCAGCUUACAAUUUAGCUACCAAAGAAAUCUCUAAAUGGCAAGAAACAGUAACAGCCAAUAAAAACGCACCCCAACUUGACUUAACAAAUGAGCCUCUUCCACGUCCUAGCAUUGACACAAUUGUAAAGAACGGAGAAAGGAAUUCCAUGCAAAAAGAAAUUGACCAAGCCCUCGGGAUCACCUACCAUGACUCUGGAUCUGAAGAAGAAACAAAUAUCACAGGCCAAAGAGCUAAAUUAAGGAGUCAAAUGUUCCACCAAUAUCUCAAGCAAAAAAGGAUCGCCAAGAUUAAAAGCAAACUCUACCACAAAAUCAAAAAUAAACACAAAGAAAAAGAAAAAGCUGAAGUAGACGAAGAUGAAGCCAAAGAGCAAGAAGAAAUGCUAACUCCCCCCCAAUUAAUAGCGGACGAAAUCAAAUUUUUUUUCCCUAAAAAUGGACCUUUAGAUACCAUUUAAUAACGGAAAUUUUUUACUAUAAAAAAUUUUAAAUUAUAUAAGAUAAUCGUUCAUUAUAAAUUUACUAAUAUACAUAAAAUGGCGGAUGACUUCUGACCCGUCCUCUUGAGACGGUUACCUGUGUAUAUCCGGGCAUGGUUUUUGGAGCCAGGAAUUGGCCCAGCUAUGUCUUGGGACCUCAAGGCGAGAGGUCUAAGCGCAAAGAUCGCUGUUUUUGUGACCAAGAAUUGUGCAAAUAACUAGCUUAUCACCAGUUGUUAGUCUUUUCUCUUUCUGGUUUCUCCAUUCAACUCCAUUUUAUUAGAUUUAGUGCUACUCUUUUGACUUAAAAAUGUAUUUUUUUCAGACCUUUUAUAAAAAAUUUUAAAUAGAAAAAUAUAUAUAAAUAUCAAACUUUUUAAGUUAUGACCCAUUUAAUAGCGGACGAUUUUUUCGUCCGCUAUUAAUUGGGAGGGGAGGAGUAAGAAUUCAGGAGAGGAUUUCUUUAAAGCACUCCAAAGCAAAUAAAUACAAAAAAUCUUUAUUGAAGUACUCAAAAAGAGAACAUGACGCAGCAAGUAAAGGGCUAAACGAGACUGAAGAGUUAAGGAAAAGAAUUAUGAACCCGUCUAGGAUGAAUAGUGAAGGGAAAUUGGCUUAUGAAAGCAGCUCUGAUGAAGAUGAAGAGUUCUUGGCUGAACAACUUAAGCUAGAGCUAGAAGACAAUAAAGACACAAAAGGAGUUUUGGGGAUGAAGUUUAUGCAGGAAGCUAUUAAACGGCAAAGGGAAAAAGAAAAAUAUAACGAAGAAAGCUUACUGGAGGAUCUGCAGAAAGAAGAGAGCCAGACAUCAAAAUUUAAGUUUGAUGGAGAAGAAGGAAAGCCAAAGAAAAAGAAAAAAACUGAAAAACAAGCUGAAAAGGUUGAAAAAGUCAAGGAACAGCAAGAUUUGAUUGAUGAAGCCUUUGGGGUGGAUGAAAUGGACCAGGUAGCUGCAGAAGAGUGGGCAAAAGAUGAAGAAGCAAAACAAGAAAAGCAGCCUAAGUUCAAAAAGGGAUGGGGAAGAUGGACUGGGUCUGAUAUAAAAGAAGUAGAAGAGCCGCAAAAGCCUCAAGUUUAUAAAACAGACAAAGUUUUAAUUGAUGGAGAAAGAGACAAAAGGGCUGCAAAAUAUUUAGUCAAGCAGCUUCCAUUUCCUUUCAAGACUUCAAGACAAUUUGAUGCAGUUCACAAAAUCCCACUUGGAAAAGAUUGGAACUCAAAGAAAACAUACCAACAGCUGACAGCGCCAGAAAUUUUGACUCGUCCUGGUGAAAUAAUUUCUCCGAUUUCUGCUAGCCAAAUAAUAAAAAACUAA
Messenger RNA from Blepharisma stoltei, 1975 nucleotides. The record is from the annotation of a GenBank genome assembly. Lineage: Eukaryota; Ciliophora; Heterotrichea; Heterotrichida; Blepharismidae.